Molecule: messenger RNA, 1167 nt
Organism: Numida meleagris (helmeted guineafowl)
Lineage: Eukaryota; Metazoa; Chordata; Aves; Galliformes; Numididae
Product: thyrotropin-releasing hormone receptor-like
Exons: 2
Coding region: 1-1167 (388 amino acids)
Biological process (GO): phospholipase C-activating G protein-coupled receptor signaling pathway
Cellular component (GO): membrane
Molecular function (GO): thyrotropin-releasing hormone receptor activity
Source: RefSeq, a predicted model, not a curated record
AUGGAGAACGGUUCAGCCAGCUCAGGAGCCACACUGAGCAACCAAACGCUGGGCAGGAUGCCCCGGCAGCCCCUGGAGCUCCAGGUGGUCACCAUCCUGCUGGUGCUGCUCGUCUGCGGGGUGGGCAUUGCAGGCAACACCAUGGUGGUGCUGGUGGUGCUGCGUACCAAGCAUAUGGUGACCCCCACCAACUGCUACCUGGUGAGCCUGGCUGUGGCCGACCUGCUGGUACUGCUGGUGGCUGGGCUGCCCAACAUCUCCGAAGUGGUGGCUUCCUGGGUGUACGGCUACGCUGGCUGCCUCUGUAUCACCUACCUGCAGUACCUGGGCAUCAACAUCUCUGCCUGGUCCAUCACUGCCUUCACAGUGGAGCGCUACAUCGCCAUCUGCCAUGCCAUCAGGGCGCAGCUCCUGUGCACCGUGGCCCGCGCCAAGCGCAUCAUCUCCUCGCUGUGGCUCUUCACCUCCCUCUAUUGCCUCAUGUGGUUCUUCUUGGUGGACACAUCCCAGGUCACGUUCUCGGAUGGGGCACAGGUCAGCUGUGGCUACCGCGUCUCCAGAAGCCUUUACAUGCCCAUUUACUUCUUGGAUUUUGCUGCCUUCUACGUCAUCCCAUUGGGACUUGCAGCUGUCCUCUAUGGCCUCAUUGCCCGUAUUCUAUUCACGAGUCCCCUGCCCGCCGCCCCGCAGCAUGCCCUGGGCUCAGCGCAUCGGGGCGGCUCCCUCCAGCAAUCCUGCCGGGGCAGCAGGGGGGCCCUGAGCUCCCGCAAGCAGGUGACCAAGAUGCUGGCUGUUGUGGUGGUCCUCUUCGCCCUUCUGUGGCUGCCGUACCGCACGCUGGUGGUGGUGAACUCCUUCGUGGACCCCCCGUACCUCAACCUCUGGUUCCUCCUCUUCUGUCGGAUGUGCAUCUACCUGAACAGUGCCAUCAACCCCAUCAUCUACAGCCUGAUGUCGCAGAGAUUCAGAGCUGCCUUCAGGAAGCUCUGCAGGUGCAGAUGGAAGAGCACAGCUGUGCCCGCACCACGCAGCAUCCCAGUGCUCUACAGCAGAGCAAAGGACGGCUCUCAGGGCAGUUCCGAGCAUGGCACUCACCAGGAUGACCUGAACGCUCCCACUGCACCUGUGAGGAGAAGCAGGGCUGCCACGCAGACACCAGGACCCUGA